Owenia fusiformis is the source of this 3317-nucleotide messenger RNA. NCBI's taxonomy places the organism in Eukaryota, Metazoa, Annelida, Polychaeta, Sabellida, Oweniidae. The record is from the annotation of a GenBank genome assembly.
UGCCUGGUGAAAUAUAGUGCCAUAUAUUAGUCCGCACGACAUAUAAUCAUAAAUUGGCUACCCUUUAUUAAGUGAAACGAUACUAAAAAGCCAUAAAUCUUCUUUAGUCAUUACAUUUUAUGGUCUAAGAAUACAACUGAAUGAAAAUCAACAAUUUGUCGACCGGAUUAUUUAUAGAGAGUAAGGAUCUUAAAAAGGUGUAAUUUUCUAAACAAGAUGGCCACCAAAAUUUGGAAAAUUUUACUUUUUCAUUUAAAAUAAAGUAAUACAGGCAGUUUAUAUUCGAGAAUCUUUUAAAAUGACCCUUAUAUUUUAUUGAUGAGAACGAGGCAUAUUUUGAGAAUAUGGCAGCGACCAAAAUUAGCAGAGUGUCUAAUAUAAAUGGCACAAGUCAAAACUGGAUGGACAGUUUUCAAAUUGUUGAGCCACCGAAACGUCUUCCUGUUCCAAAUCAUCUGUUGGAGUCAAAGAUCUAUUCAAAGAUCGCCCAGAAUUCUGUUGCACAAGCCAGACCAUCAGUGAUCCACUUUGGAGGAUUUGACUUGAACAAGACUCAACGGUGUACACUCCACAUUGCCAAUGUCUCAACUGAAGUUCAGCGUAUGCACAUCAUACCACCUCAGACAAAAUAUUUCUACAUUAAAUAUACCAAAAAUGAACGUCUUGUACCAGGCCUCACACUGGAAUGCACUGUUGAAUUCACUCCUGAUGAGUGGAGGUACUAUUAUGACUGCAUCAGGAUACAUUGCAAGGGAGAGGAGAACCUUGUUAUACCUAUUCAUGCAUACCCUGUCAUGAACACUUCAGAUUUUCCAACUAUUGUCAACUUUCCACCAGUUCCAGUAGGACAUCGGAAAUCUAGAAUCAUUCCUCUGAAAUGUCAUGCUCCAAUAGACUUUGAGUUCCAGUUAAGUUUCCAGCAGCAACACCCAGCCUUCAUAGUAGAACCUAUGUCAGGUACUGUGCCUGCUAAUGGAGAAAUAGACAUUGUAGUGACCUUUGCUCCAUCAGAAUUUGUAACUGCUCAAAUGAAACUACAGUUAUCAAUAUCACAGUUCAACUCCAAACCUUUAGUCUGUACAUUCACUGGAACAUCUUCCCCUGGAUUAGCAAGGGAAUUAAAUGAGAGCUCUUCACAUAAGGAGUCUGAUGGUUCCACCACUGAGUCAGUAUUAGACCCCCGGGUUCUCUCACCGAUUGACAGAGCCAGGCGGAAAAAGAAAACCAAAAAGAAGUCCACUUUAGGUUCCAUUGAAAAUAGGCCUCAGGAAAUUGAGCAUGAGGGUAUUAAAUUUCCCACUAACCUACACACACCAUUUGCUGUAGCUACAGUUCUUAACCAACAGGCUGGCAAACUGAGGGUCAAAGAUCUCAGAGAAGCAAUUUUAUCCAAGAAUUCAGGGGAUUCCCCUAAUACAAGACAAAUGAAGGAGGCAAUAUUUGAGCAAGCUAUGAGGCAAAAUGUUUAUGAGGAGAGGCAGAACCAGUUAAGGUGGCAGAAAAAGAUAGGAGAUGACCAGAUAUCACCAGACCAAAGACUGUCUAUAUCUGAACAAAGAUCUGAUGCAUGGACUGCUUACAAGUUGAAGAGAGGUGACCCUCUUGAAGAGAAUGAGUACAACAGGACAUGUACUGAGUGUUCUUUUAGACGCACCAUCAGAGAUUCUAGAAAUGUUGCGCCAAGUGUAGCACAGUUUGACACAUACAGUAAUGACAUGUGGGCAGCUAGACAUGCAGCACUACAUAGGUUCUCCCAGGCUGCAAGGACAUUGAUUAUCAGAAUGAGGGGAGAAGAAAAAUUGAAAUAUUUGAGGAAUGCUAUGGCAGGGUGGAAGAAAAGUAAUCAAUCUCUACAAAAAAGAGAUGAAGAUGGUGAGGAACUAGAAGUGAGGGACUUAAAGUUUGAAAUGGUCACCUUGCCUCAAGAUGCUGACAUUAAACUAACAGUGAAGGGUGUGAAACAGACAACAUUUCCAACAUAUGUGCCUCCUAACAAGAAAGAUGACAUGGCCCCAGAUGCAUUGGGAUCUGUACCAUUUGAGCCAACCUGCGUAGACAUCAAGCGGAAAGUGCCCUACUUCAGUCUGAAAGUUCCUCAGCAGUACAGACUUAUGGGCUACAAGCAGCAUAAUGUGCAGGAGGCCCUACUCAACUAUGUACCAGCAAACCUAGUCAGGACCCUAAGAAAUGGAGCUGAAGAUGAACUUAUUCAGCUCCCAAUGAAAGACCUGCCAGAGUUAGAAGACAGAGAUGAUGCACCUGUAAAUGAAGAGGACAUGAGAGUUGAGUCUGUGAUUGAUGAUGCUACAAUUGAUGAUGCAAAGCCUACCAGUCUAGCACCACCAGAAGCAUUGUUUCAACCCAUGGAAUACCCACCUUUGCAUAUCUUUAAUCAGGCACCAGGAUUGCAGGUGUUCCUAGCCCCCCUCCCCUAUGCUGAGGUUGACCCAGACUUCCACCUGUGUCCAUUACCUCGCUACACUAGCAAAGCCCCUGGGCCACAUGCUGCCACCCAGAAGAAGUACCUAGAUAGAGAGGAUGUUAUAAAAGGUGUGAUGUCUUGGAAGAAGUUCCCCUCCCAAGGACUGACCUCUCUCUCAAACACUCCAACACUGACAAAUGUGUGGGUGCCUAGAUGGACUGACCCUCUAGGAUCUGAUAUGUUGCCUACCAAUGUACCUUGGCUACUGGACAGUCUACCUGACGAUGAGAAGGAAAAUGUGGCAGAUACUGACAGUCGUGAAGAAGAUGGGGAAACAGAGGAUGCAGUGACUCUAACCCCAGAAAUGGUCAAUGCACAGUUUGAACUGAUAAAUCCUGCAACAGCCGGCACACUUGCCACAGGAGGGCAGGAUAAACCAUCAUCGGAUAUGUUCCCAUAUGGUAGCAAGAUGCCUGCCACUAAUGUACCAGUCUCUAGUACAGGGCCUGUACCAAGAGAGAAACGUGAACAAGAAUUGGACUAUUUCUUAAAUAAAAAAUAUAAUAAACUUGGAUCAAAAAUGCAGGCCAGAGUAGAACAGAUUAACUCUUUAAAGACUAAUCCUGAUUUCAUUUUAAAAUGAAAACAUCAUGAAAACACAACCUUGAAAGGAUACAUUGACAUUCUAUGUUCAAUGAACUAAAAUGAAAAGUAAAGUAAUGGCUAUGCAGUAAUUUAAUUGAUAUAUAUUCAUAGCCCUUUGUACAUAAUCUGUAAUUGAAACUGUAUAUAUAUAUACUGUACAUGUACUGUAUUUCUAAUCUGUAAUAUAUUUAUGUUUUACCUGUACAUUUUGUUGCAUAAGAUAAAUAAAACUGUAUUAUGUAUAAGAAUG